Medioppia subpectinata is the source of this 319-nucleotide messenger RNA. The record is from the annotation of a GenBank genome assembly. Lineage: Eukaryota; Metazoa; Arthropoda; Arachnida; Sarcoptiformes; Oppiidae.
AGUCUCUGCCAUUGAUUUUUUUGUGCCACAUAUUGUGUCAGUGUUUUGCUCAAGAAGUUUAGUGUCACUCAAUUGGAUCCAACGCCAUAACACCAUGAGAGAGAUCGUCCACAUACAGGCCGGACAGUGCGGCAAUCAGAUCGGCGCGAAGUUUUGGGAAGUGAUCAGCGAUGAGCACGGCAUCGACCCGACCGGUCGCUAUCAAGGCGACAGUGACCUCCAGUUGGAGCGCAUCAAUGUCUACUACAACGAGACUUCGGUGAACACAUACGUGCCACGAGCCGUACUCCUGGACCUGGAGCCGGGCACUAUGGACGCG